This is a messenger RNA of Daphnia pulicaria, 841 nucleotides long. RefSeq names its product protein spaetzle-like. Gene Ontology annotation, cellular component: extracellular region. The coding region runs from base 85 to 696 and encodes 203 amino acids. Gene Ontology annotation, biological process: regulation of Toll signaling pathway; innate immune response; central nervous system formation. Lineage: Eukaryota; Metazoa; Arthropoda; Branchiopoda; Diplostraca; Daphniidae. The transcript has 2 exons. The record is from RefSeq and is a predicted model, not a curated record. Gene Ontology annotation, molecular function: growth factor activity; Toll binding.
UAAAGGCGCGGUCUCAUCUUGUUUGAAUUAGUUGUUACCAGAAAAGCAAAGCAAAUAGAACAUCUUACGAGACUCAGCAUCACGAUGUCUGUUAAAUUCAUGAUUUUUGCUUCUUUGACGGUCGGAGUUCUCUGCUCGCCAGACCCGAACUACAGACCACCUGUUUACGGUGCUCAGCCAAAGUACGAGUACCUCGAGAUUCCGCACUGCGCCAAAAACACGACCAAGUCCUGGUGCCUGGAAGACUCUGAAUAUCCCCAACAUGAAGUGCAACAAGCCCUGGACCAACAUUACCAGGCCGUCUUGGCUUUCUACAAGGACAAACUGGCCAACACUGAGAAUUCAGUCGACGGACUGGACAAGUUGAACGACGAAUCUUAUCUCUGCCCAAGUUCCACCGAUUACAUCCGUCCUUUCCGGGCCAUCAAUGUCGACGGCAAGUGGCGCACCAUCGUCAACGGCGUCGAGUCUUACGGCAUCAAGUACACGCAAACUGCUCGAAUUGAAGAAUGCGACGUGGUCGUGGGUGCCACCUGCCCCUUGGUACCGUCCUGCUACGAGUCAAAAUGCGUCCAGAAAAAUAUUUUCCAUCGCUUCUUGGUCUACAACCCGUACGACUACGCUUUCCCUUUCGCCAUUGAAAAAUUCAAGUUGCCCGGAUCGUGCGGUUGCGUUGUCGGAGCUUUCCACCUUUAAAAAAACGCAUCAAUUCAAAAUUACUCCAUCGUAUUGAGUAGUGGUACAUGAUCAAGAGCAAUUUCUGCAUGGAAAACUUAUCAAAUACUCCACAUGAUCACCUUAAUUAUUUACAUAACCAAAAAAUAAAACAGUUUAAAUUCAG